AUGGAUAUUGGAGGAUCUCUCGCUAAGGUUGUAUUUUUUGAACCAAAUAGUAAAGCGGACGGUGCGGAGAAAAAAAAGAGGAUAGUAACCAAGCACGACUUAACCAGGAAUCUCAGCAGCGAUUCCGAUAACAGUGAUGCUGACGAUAACUUCGAAAUGCUUGCAAACUACGUUUUAUCCAAUCAUUACCUAGGUGACAAUGGGAUUCGUGACCAACGAUUAGAAAUGCACGAUCAGCAAUUCCACGGCCAAUCUGGAACACUCCAUUUUAUUCACUUUCUCACUAGUAGAAUGGACGAAUGCUUCGAAUUUGCCAAAACUUUUCGACUUCCAGAUCUAUCAGACGUUGUUUGUGCUACUGGAGGUGGUGCAUACAAAUACGAAGGCAACUGUAAAGAGAUACUUGGAAUGAAGUUGCGAAAGUAUGAUGAACUUGAAUGCCUAAUUAAAGGAAUUCAUUACAUUUAUGCGCAUAAUCCAUUAUCAGAAUGCUACUUCUGGGAAGGAGUAACGUCAGAUGGAAGUAGUCCCAAUGCACGUAAAGUACCGUACGAUUUUGGCGAUCCUUAUCCAUACAUUGUUGUCAAUUUCGGCUCGGGUGUUAGCAUAUUGGCAGUUCAAUCUCCUGAUGAAUACUAUAGAGUUACUGGUUCAAGUAUCGGAGGAGGAACCUUCUUGGGUUUGUGUUGUUUACUUACUGGUUGUGAAACUUUCGAAGAGGCACUACGAAUGGCCGAAAAUGGUGAUAGCACGAAAGUAGAUAAACUAGUUCGCGAUAUCUAUGGCGGUAGCUAUGACAAAUUUAACUUGCCAGGAAGUACCGUUGCUGCUAGUUUCGGCCAUAUGAUGCAUGAAAAUAAACGAAAGCAAAUGUCUAAGAGCGACUUAGCUCGAGCAGCCUUAGUCACAAUCACAAACAACAUUGGCUCAAUUGCUAUGAUGACAGCACAUGCCCAGAAAAUUCAAAGAAUCGUAUUUGUAGGCAAUUUCUUGCGUACAAAUGAUAUAGCCAUGAAAAUGUUGGCCCAUGCUCUAAAUUAUUGGUCACAAGGAACGAUGAAAGCUCUAUUCUUGGAACAUGAGGGUUACUUUGGAGCUGUUGGUGCUUUGCUAAAACUAAGUGAUCAAGUCAAUACGGAAAAAAAUAAUAAUAAACAGUAG
Messenger RNA from Trichoplax adhaerens, 1161 nucleotides. RefSeq lists its product as uncharacterized. The coding region runs from base 1 to 1161 and encodes 386 amino acids. Gene Ontology annotation, biological process: coenzyme A biosynthetic process. Gene Ontology annotation, molecular function: pantothenate kinase activity; ATP binding. The record is from RefSeq and is a predicted model, not a curated record. The transcript is spliced from 6 exons. Gene Ontology annotation, cellular component: cytosol; nucleus. NCBI's taxonomy places the organism in Eukaryota, Metazoa, Placozoa, Uniplacotomia, Trichoplacea, Trichoplacidae.